CAAACAUUCUAUAAUGAUUAGAAAAUAGAACUUAAAAAUCAUAUCCACUCAAUAUUCAAAAUCCCCGAGUCUUCAAUAUAAACAUCACUCAAAUCCUUUACAAUUAACCUAAUUUAAAAAACAUCCGUCGUUGGGGAAAAAAGGAGAAAAAUCAAAAACAAUGUCUUCAUCGUCUGCAUCAAAACUUCUUGGUUCGGUCCUUGUCUUUGCUAUGAUUUCCGUACAAAUCGUUUUUAUACACUGUGUUAUGUCCCUGAAUGAAACCAAUUCGCUGAACCAAACCAAUGUUUAUCUGCACCACAUAUGCAUCAACAGUCAAGGGACAUACAAACCAGGGAGUCCAUACGAGGAAAACCUCAACCGUGUCAUCCGUGCAAUAUCUAUCACAAUUUCUAACUAUGGUUUCGUUCAUGGUUCCAAUGGUGAUGCUCCCAAUACCGUUUUUGGAAAGCUCCAAUGUCAGGCGACUCUUACUUGUCCAAGUGCCGCUCUUGCCUCACCACCGCUUUCUCCGAGAUGUCCGAAAAACAAGGGGAGAAUAAUAUGGUACGAUAAUUGUCUUCUAGAGAUAUCUCCAAUUAAUUCUUUAGGCAAGAUUGAUUACGAGUAUAAUUUCUAUAUGUACAACGAGAAAGAUGUGAACGGCGAUACAAAUUUGUUCAACAAGAAUACGAGGGCUCUCCUCUAUAGGCUGAAAGAGAAAGCCACAAGUAAAGAAAACAAUAACGGCAAGCAGGACUUACCCGAGAUUGGGGGAAAAAGGCUCGGAAUGAAGAUGUUGUAUGCGACAGGAGAGAAAAGUCUCAGGACGAUGAAGUUGUACGGAAUGGUGCAGUGUACAAAGGACUUAUCGAUUAAAGAUUGCAUUGUGUGUUUGAACUGGAUUAUAGCGAAACUUCCGACAUGCUGCAGUAAUAAACAAGGGGGUAGAGUUUUGAGUACGAGCUGUAAUUUUAGGUACGAGCUUUACCGUUUUGUAAAGACUUGAGACUGUUUGAUGAAACCUCCAUAUGUAUAUUUUGUUUUCUACUUACGUGUUUUGAGAGAAUAUAAAUUUUAUACUCUU
Molecule: messenger RNA, 1066 nt
Organism: Arabidopsis thaliana (thale cress)
Lineage: Eukaryota; Viridiplantae; Streptophyta; Magnoliopsida; Brassicales; Brassicaceae
Product: Receptor protein kinase-like protein
Exons: 2
Coding region: 161-988 (275 amino acids)
Cellular component (GO): extracellular region
Source: RefSeq, marked reviewed